GGUUUUGGGUGUGUAUCUUUUUACUAAAGUCAAGCUGACAUUUCGCAAAUUUAACUAAACAAAUAAUACAAUAACGCUGCAGCGUCCCUGUUCAGAUUGAUCAAAUAUAAAAAGACAAACCAAUUACAACACCCUCUAUAAACAGAAAUCAAUUGAAAGAAAUAAGCACACAACCACCACUACUUAUCCUUGUAAUUGCAUAUUGUAUCUGAGUACUUAGACACUUUUCAACCAUAGGCCUAUCCGAGACAGCCGUAAUGGACGUAAUGUCAUCAUCCCUGCAGCAGCAGCGCAUUGUCGUCGAGCAGCUGCGCCGCGAGGCAGCCAUCGAUCGACAGACGGUGUCGGACUCCUGCGCCAAAAUGAUGAAAUACAUCACGGAGCACGAGCAGGAGGAUUACCUCUUGACUGGUUUCACCAGCCAAAAGGUUAAUCCAUUCCGUGAGAAGUCCUCAUGCACCGCUCUUUAAGCUGAGUAGUGUGUAGUUAACGAACUGGGGAUACCGUCGGAGCAGUUUGUAUUUCUCGUUUUUAAGUUCUUAAAUAUUAGCAUUCAAUUAUAAACAACAAAAUGGAAUAUAAUCUUAGCAAAAAACUUAAAGUCGACACCACCAGCAGCAGCAGUAACAACAAUACAAUGUAAA
Molecule: messenger RNA, 644 nt
Organism: Drosophila busckii
Lineage: Eukaryota; Metazoa; Arthropoda; Insecta; Diptera; Drosophilidae
Gene: Ggamma1
Product: guanine nucleotide-binding protein subunit gamma-1
Exons: 2
Coding region: 258-470 (70 amino acids)
Biological process (GO): G protein-coupled receptor signaling pathway
Cellular component (GO): heterotrimeric G-protein complex
Molecular function (GO): G-protein beta-subunit binding
Source: RefSeq, a predicted model, not a curated record